AUGGGCGAAGAAAAGGUUUCAACUGUGGAGCAUUACAAAGGAACUACGACCACAACUAUAUUCGUGCAAUAUGGGAAAGACGAGAAUGUGUUGGGAAAUUUCAAACUGAUGGCUAAGGCACACAAAUUUCAUGAAAUUGAACACUUGUAUGUAGAGCACAAGACUAAACUUGUCCCAAUGAAUUUCCCCCAUUACUUGUUGAACGCACCAUCAAAUAGGAUAGAAAAGCUUAUUGAUCACUUGGUCACAGAAGGCCCAAGAGCAACAGUUGAUGAUGGAAUUGCAUACAUCAUGCAAAUGAUGAACAUGACAAUUACAAGAGAAAAUAUUAAAGAUUUGAUGGACAUGGCUAAAUAG
This is a messenger RNA of Lactuca saligna, 357 nucleotides long. The record is from the annotation of a GenBank genome assembly. NCBI's taxonomy places the organism in Eukaryota, Viridiplantae, Streptophyta, Magnoliopsida, Asterales, Asteraceae.